Molecule: messenger RNA, 564 nt
Organism: Colletotrichum truncatum
Lineage: Eukaryota; Fungi; Ascomycota; Sordariomycetes; Glomerellales; Glomerellaceae
Product: cupin domain protein
Source: RefSeq, a predicted model, not a curated record
AUGGCUUCUCAACCUCCUCCCAACGACCUCCGCCGCCCCCAGCGCUUCAUCACAGACCAUUCCACGGACGGCAAGGCAAUCUUCAACACGGCACUCCCCGCCGAGAUCCCGCAGCAGACCGUCGGCGGAAACGUCAACUUCUACCUGGGUUACACAACCGAGAAAACGCCCACGUCGUUCGUGGGAAACACAGACGUGAAGGCGUACUCGGAACGCCUGGCCAACCCGCCCGGCAUCGUCAUCCCGGGCGGCAGCGUCAUGCGCAUCGUGGACAUGCCUCCCUCGGCGCUGUCCCCCAUGCACCGCACCGUCAGCCUGGACUACGGCGUCGUGCUGGAGGGUGAGAUCGAUCUCGUCCUCGACUCCGGCGAGACGAGGAGGAUGAGGCGCGGGGACGUGGCGGUGCAGAGGGGGACGAUGCAUGCUUGGAAGAAUGUUAGCGAGACUGGGUGGGCGCGCAUGUUGUACGUGCUCCAGGAGAGCGAGCCGCUAGAGGUCGGGGGCCAGGUUCUGAAGGAGGAUUACGGGGUUGGUAUGGGUGAUGUGAAGCCUUCGGGUGCUUAA